This is a messenger RNA of Nylanderia fulva, 1761 nucleotides long. RefSeq lists its product as uncharacterized. Gene Ontology annotation, molecular function: U2 snRNA binding; U1 snRNA binding. NCBI's taxonomy places the organism in Eukaryota, Metazoa, Arthropoda, Insecta, Hymenoptera, Formicidae. The record is from RefSeq and is a predicted model, not a curated record. Gene Ontology annotation, biological process: spliceosomal snRNP assembly. Gene Ontology annotation, cellular component: Cajal body.
UAGAUCGUCGCAGUUUAUCCUCUUCUUUGAGGGUUAGAAUUGUCUCUCAUUCUGGUUUCAACUUCAAGACUUUAAGACAGUUCAGGUAUCUUCAAGUUCUAAACGGCAUUUUCAGACUGAAACAAAAGUGAAUAGCUCAGCGAGAUCAAGAGUGAUUGACAGUUGCAUCGCCAUUCACGUUAUUUACAACUGACACGAUUUUAAACAUAAUGAUAGACGCAGAAGUCACAAUGAAAUAUCCACAAUUCCGAUUGAAAAUUGAUUUGUCAAAGUUUUUCCAUGAUGCACGUCAAUGUUGUUGGAUUUUCAUCGAUGGAGCGAAGAUACAAAAUAUUAUUCAUAUCCAGCAACAUAUUAGUAAACUUUUCAGCAUCACAGAACCAUUUCAUUUAUUGUUAAACAAUACUGAAUACUUGCCACCAACAGAGGAUAUUCGCAUAUUGAAAGAGAAUGAAACGAUACAAGUACUUCCUGGAUCAGGUCUAAAAAAUGGAAUUAAUAAAUCAGAAACAUGCAAUAGUUCUGUGCACGAUAAACAGGUCCAUACAACAGAUAUCAAAAGAGGAAUAGUUACAUCUGAUAUACUGGAUAUAUCUAAUAAUAUUUUAAAUGACAGUCAAUCAAAUUCCAUGAAUAACACUGCAGAAAACAUGACAUUCUAUAGUGUAAUUGAUAAAACAGUAAGUGAUAAUACAGAAGAUGAGACAGAUUUUUUUACAGAUAACAAUUUAACAGAGAAUUGUAAUUUGACAGACUCUGUUAUAUCUAUUCCAAAGAGGAAGCGAGUACGAAAACGCAAACCAAAAAAUAAAUCUAAAACUUUUUCAGAAUUGCUAUCAUAUUCUAGUAUGAGUGAAAACACAUUUAAGAAACCAAAAAUUAUAGAUUCUCGUAUUAUUCCCUCUGGACAACAUAUACGAUUUGAUAAUAUUGAAAAGGAAGAGAAUAAUAUUGCAAAACAAAUAAUACAGGAAACAUCUAGAAAUGAAUCUUGCAUAAGCAAAGCUUCAUCCUCCAGAGAUUUGUCUACACUUUUAGCAUUAGGACAAAGUUCAACACCAAUUACAUUUGUGAAUAAAAAAGUAAAAAAUGAAGUUAAGAGGGAAAAUGAACUAAAUGAUGAAAUAAGAACCAGAGUUUUGAAAAAAAAUAUGGAAGACAAUAUUAGCAAAGAAAAAAAUUUACAAGAUAAAGAAAAGACACAAAAUUAUGAAAACUUGAUACUUAGCGAUCUAGAAUUAUGUCCCAUUAUGACUAGAAAGCCACAAGUUAAAGAUAUUAUUGCCUUCAAGACUUUGAAGAUUGGCGCAGAUUAUACACCUCAAAUAUCUAAUUUUAUUGUGACUGAGGUAGUGAGUUUUAAUUCGAGCUCUGAAAAUUAUGUCUUGAAAGUAAUCAGAGGCAAAGAGGAAGUUCAAAUGCCACUUGGAAAAUUCUCUCUUUCAGAAGAGACAUCUGCAACUCAUGAUGCAGAUUUGUUUUCACUUAAUUAUUCACGGAUACAAGAACCUCGUUUACUUUUUUAGAUUUAAUUUGUUUCAUUAACAUUUGUUCCGUUAUUUUAAUUUUAUUUUAAUUGCGUUGUGUUUUAAAUUAGGAUGCAACAGUAUAUAGGUGUUAAUUAACUUGUGACUUUUCUUAAAUAUUGAACUUGUUUAUCACUUGCGUUUUUUUAUAUAUUUAAUAUUUUUAUUUUUCGUAGAUAUUUAAUAUUUUUGGAGCUUAUAUCGAGAAAGAAAGAUACGAUUUAUAAUUUAUUUA